Pieris macdunnoughi is the source of this 273-nucleotide messenger RNA. NCBI's taxonomy places the organism in Eukaryota, Metazoa, Arthropoda, Insecta, Lepidoptera, Pieridae. The record is from the annotation of a GenBank genome assembly.
AUGCACGAGGGCCCCGCACGGAGGACGGAGCAGCAAGUCCACACUAAUAGGGCGAGUGCAGUUAGUGCUUCGCGACCUCAGCGUGGGGCCCGUCGCCCGCAUUCCGCCCGCGCAGAGGGGCAAUUGCCGGAUCCUGCACGCAAGCGCCCAAUUGGCGCACGCGCUUUGCUGUCUCUGUGUUGCCGCUUAUUCUACGAUGUAGGAGCUCAUUUUACAGAGCAUAUCAGCAUGGUUCAGGCUCGCAGUUGCAUAUUCAGAUGGUCAACAAUUUGA